This is a messenger RNA of Cricetulus griseus (Chinese hamster), 1940 nucleotides long. The record is from RefSeq and is a predicted model, not a curated record. Lineage: Eukaryota; Metazoa; Chordata; Mammalia; Rodentia; Cricetidae.
GUCAUCUUACAGCGCCCCCUGGCGCACCGGAGGCUCGGAGAGUGGAGUUAAUUCUGACAAGCUGUAAUUCUUUUCUUCUCCCCACCACACACACACACUUCGCGUGUUUUGCGCGCGCGCGGAGGCCAUAGGUCUCCACCCAAGUUUUGAAGACAAGGUCUCUCCUUGAACCUGUAGCAGCUCAGGCUCAAGAACAUAGUAUCCUGGCUCUCUGAGAACUAACAGUCUGUGGAAGAAGGAAGACAAACGAGAACAAAGGUGAUGGCCUCAAGGAGUUCAGAGCUGGAAGACAUAGGUAGCCAUGGGACCAUAGAGAAAGUCCAGCUCAUCUAGCCUGGGAGGCAGAGACAACUUCUCCCAGGAGAAAAAGGCUGUCUACAACCUUUCUAUGCCUAGAACCUUUUCAAAGUGCUCCAAACGUAGUUCUCCCCACAGGGACUGUCCUGUUACUAUGGGCAUUUGGGCCCUAGGGACCCUACGAGACAUUAUGGCUUGACCUUCUGGAGAACUGGAUCCUAAACGAGAAUUUAGUUGCUUCAGAUUAUGCUCCUGGGAGGCAGUACUGUUUCUACAGAAACUGUUUGCAUUAAUCUCUUGUACAUAAGGGAGCCUGUUUCAGUCCCCAGACCUCUGCUGUGGGCCUCUGAGGAGAUGAUGAGUCUUGCCCCUGCUGCUUCAAGAGCCUAAUGUUGUCUAGCUUGGGUAGGCACUGGAACAACCCUUUAUUAUUUACUGGCCAGUGAGCUUCGGAUCUUCUGGAGAAAUUCUCUGUCUUAGUGUUGGCAUCUCUAAAGUAUGAAGGGUAAGCGAGACCUGGGAAUUUCCCCCAAAGGACUCUCUGAGAAAUGGAGGUAGCCAGCCACAAAGUGUAUUCCAACCCAGCAGGUAGCUUUUGUGUUUGGGCUGGCAGCUGGGGAGAUGAAGCUCAGGAUGAAGUUUAAUGAUAGCAUUCUCAGAUAGGCUUGGUGGUUGCCAUGUUGCAGCAGUUAUGGAGGGCCACUCUGCAGGCUGAUCAGAGGUCUCUGGGGCCUAACACAGGAUGGUCAGAAUUCCCGAGGUGUCAGCAGCAGCCUAGAAGUAGGACAAUGUGUAGACAGAAACAUAUUUGUCUUUACCUGUUCAUUUUUUCAGGACUCAACUUCUCUCUCGCCUGGCAUUCCCAGUGCUCUGAGCUGUUCCUCUCUACUGCUUAGGAAAUCGUAGGCAGUUGGAGCCAGAGGCCCCACAUUCCCAGCAGACGAUGGGAAUCCAGUCUCUCUCAUCUCGCUCCAGAAGCCUGUGAUGGAGGAGUUACCACCCCUGUGGGGCUUGGGACUUUGAUUUCAGGUUCCUUAUUGUACUUCGUAGUCAUGGCUUAGGACAAAUCCUGGAUUCCUAAAACUACCACUAAGGCGGAGGUGACUUCUCAUGGGCCUCCAGAGAAGGAGUCCAGGGCCUCUACUGACAGGCCUGUCUGUAGGGCUGCUGAUUUUCAGUUGGACAAACCUUGCCCACCCCACCGACCUCUCAGCACUGGCUCACCACCCCCAUUUGUGCCAAACCACACGAGACACUGAAGGCCGCCACUACCCUGGUUUCUUCUGUCCUCGCCUCUCUGAUACUCCUGAAGAAGCCUACUGUUGCCACCUGCAGGCUGCCGGGGGCUCCUGCUGUACCCGGGAUGAAUUUGAGGCCCUGUACCAAGUAAACUUGUCUUCUCUCCAGCCCCCACCCAUCCUCAGGGGCCCAGGCCCGCUCCUAGCACUGGGCCUCUACAGUCUACUUCUGUUGGCACUGAUGACAGCAGAUUUCGUGCACUUCUGCCGUGGCCGGGGAAGGAAAGAAAGCCUAAACUCCAGCAGCCGCCGCCUUCCCUUUCGGGCCUCUGCGGCGCGCCCCCUACUGGUCCCAGUGGGAACAGACUAGAAGCUCCUGAUGCGUCGCUGAGCCUGCGUCUGCGU